This is a messenger RNA of Tremella mesenterica DSM 1558, 834 nucleotides long. RefSeq lists its product as uncharacterized. The transcript has 9 exons. Lineage: Eukaryota; Fungi; Basidiomycota; Tremellomycetes; Tremellales; Tremellaceae. The record is from RefSeq and is a predicted model, not a curated record. Bases 1 to 834 code for a protein of 277 amino acids. Gene Ontology annotation, cellular component: cytoplasm; mitochondrion.
AUGUCAAAUAAAGCACCGGUACAUAUUGUAAAGCAAGUGUGGGAACGUAUUGCGCCUCUUCAGCUCGCGGAGAGAGCCUGGGAUAAUGUAGGAAUCAUCAUGGAAGCUCCCAGUCCCAACCACCGACAUAGACAGAUUCUGUUGACUAUCGAUCUCACAACGGCUGUAUGUAACGAAGCUCUGGCUCUGCCAUCAUGUUCCGUUGUGGUGUCUUAUCAUCCUCCCAUCUUCAGAGCACUCAAAUCAAUGACAAUGUCCGACCCGCUCCAAGCAUCAUUAUUACGUCUGGCAGCUAGAGGUAUCUCCGUUUUCUCUCCUCAUACUUCUCUCGAUGCCACACCAAAGGGGAUCAACAAAUGGCUACUAAAACCUUUCACGCCCUACAUAUCAACUUCAGGACCUAUCACACCAUCUGACCCUGUUGAGGGGUUUGAAGGUGCUGGUCAAGGAGGUCAAGCGACAUUUGAUCGUGCUUUACCUCUGACCGAGGCCAUCUCUCUGGUCAAAUCUCAUCUGGGAUUGAGUCAUCUUCAAGUCGCUUCUCCUAAUCCUCAAAAAAAUAUCGAGUCAAUAGCAGUCUGUGCCGGUUCUGGUGGUUCUGUACUUAGAGGUGUAUCCGCAGAUCUACUGUUGACUGGGGAGAUGUCACAUCAUGAAGUACUAGCUGCCAUUGCGAAAGGUCAAACUGUCAUUUUGUGCAAUCACACCAAUACCGAGCGUCCUUUUCUCUCUCAAGUCUUACGUGGAUGGUUGGAAUCUGAGUUGAACUCGUUUGAUCCGGGAUGGGAAGUCAUAGUCAGUUCUAAAGAUCACGACCCAUUGCAGAUCAUCUAA